Molecule: messenger RNA, 1683 nt
Organism: Penicillium soppii
Lineage: Eukaryota; Fungi; Ascomycota; Eurotiomycetes; Eurotiales; Aspergillaceae
Product: putative siroheme synthase
Exons: 2
Coding region: 1-1683 (560 amino acids)
Biological process (GO): siroheme biosynthetic process; sulfate assimilation
Molecular function (GO): uroporphyrin-III C-methyltransferase activity
Source: RefSeq, a predicted model, not a curated record
AUGAAGGACGCAACAAGCGAUCCUAAUUCCCCCGCGCCUUUGAUGGCAGCAUGGAACACCGAGUCUCAAGUCCACCUCAUUGUUGGAUCCAACCCUCUCGCCGCCGCACGAUGUGCCAAGAGUCUCGAAGUCGGCGCAAAGCCAAUCAUUCUUGCGCCGGAGACUGCUGACAUGCAUUUCACCCUUUCCGAGCACAUCGCGAAUGGCUCUGCCCAGUGGAUUCGUCAUGAGUUCCAGGAUAUGGACUUGACAACACUGGGUAGAGAGGAAGUAGACCGUGUGGUGGAUUUGGUCUUUGUCACCUUGGGGGCCAGCAACCCGUUGAGUACACAUAUCUCACAGCGCUGCAAGAGACUCAGAAUCCCGGUUAAUGUCUCAGACGCCCCCGAACUCUGCUCCUUCACUCUUCUCUCCACCUACUCCGACGGACCUCUUCACAUUGGCAUUACAACCUCUGGCCGAGGAUGCAAGCUUGCUUCAAGAUUGCGUCGGGAGAUUGCUGCCUUCCUUCCGCAAAACCUGGGAACUGCUAUCGAUAGACUCGGUGCUGUGCGGAGGCGGCUAUGGGAAGAAGACAAUGCGGCUGGCCUAAGCGAGGCCACAUUCGACGGAGAGGACGACGACACAACUGGUCAAAAACACACCUUCAACAACCUCGUCACAGAAGGCGAUGUCGCUGCCGCAAAGACGAGGAGGGUGCGUUGGUUGUCCCAGAUCUGCGAAUACUGGCCCCUCCGAAAACUUGUCUCCAUCACCGAUGCAGACAUGGACACUAUUCUCAAGGCCUACACAGCAGGCAACGAGCAUACAAAUGGAGCCAACAGUGUCGACACACCCUCAAAGAAGGGAAAAAUUGUCCUCGCAGGCUCCGGCCCCGGCCACCCAGACCUUCUCACCCGCGCAACCUACCACGCAAUCCACAACGCCGACCUCAUCCUCGCAGACAAACUCGUCCCCGCCCCAGUCCUCGACCUCAUCCCCCGCCGCACAGAAGUCCACAUUGCGCGGAAAUUCCCCGGCAACGCAGACCAAGCCCAGGAAGAAUUCCUGCAAAUGGGCCUAGCAGCUCUAAAACAAGGUCGCCAAGUCCUCCGUCUGAAGCAAGGCGACCCGUACCUCUACGGACGUGGUGCGGAAGAGUUCGAGUUCUUCAGAAACGAGGGCUACUCGCCGGUGGUGCUGCCCGGUAUCACCAGCGCCAUGAGUGCAUCGCUCUUCGCCGAUAUCCCGGCCACCCACCGCGGCGUCUCAGACCAGGUCCUGGUGUGCACCGGAACCGGCAGGAAGGGCGCUGCUCCCAACCCGCCCACCUAUGUCCCGACACAGACGGUUGUCUUCCUCAUGGCUCUUCACAGACUUUCCGCUCUCGUGGACUCUCUUACCAGUUUCCCCGAGGGAGGCGAGCAAUCACGUGCCCUCUGGCCUAAGGAGACGCCCUGUGCGAUUGUUGAGCGGGCUUCGUGUCCAGACCAGCGUGUUAUCCGGUCAACGCUGGAGCAUGUCUGCCUUGCUUUUGAAGAGGCUGGUUCGCGACCACCGGGUCUUCUCGUUGUUGGAGCUAGCUGUCACGUCUUGCAUAAUCCUCAGGGCCAACGAUGGGCGAUUGAGGAAGGAUUCCAUGGAUUGGAUGAGUUGCGGAGUGAGGUUGAGGUGGUCGCUGACUCGGUUGAGGAGAAGGCGUGA